Manduca sexta (tobacco hornworm) is the source of this 4197-nucleotide messenger RNA. RefSeq names its product vacuolar protein sorting-associated protein 8 homolog (gene Vps8). The transcript is spliced from 9 exons. Gene Ontology annotation, biological process: endosomal vesicle fusion; protein targeting to vacuole. The record is from RefSeq and is a predicted model, not a curated record. NCBI's taxonomy places the organism in Eukaryota, Metazoa, Arthropoda, Insecta, Lepidoptera, Sphingidae. Gene Ontology annotation, cellular component: HOPS complex; late endosome. The coding region runs from base 236 to 3646 and encodes 1136 amino acids.
UGCUGACAACAUUCAACAAUUUAUUGUCAAAUUUUUCAAGGCCAUUCUAAUAAUUCUCUCUGAAGUUUUAUCAUUUUAAUAAUAUUGAAUACCCCGAUAAUUAACUUGCAAAAGAACGUUUUUAUAAAUAUUGUAAACAACGUAUUAACCACGGUAGCUACUAUACAUUAACAAUGUUAUAAUAUAUGUGUGUUAAGAAGAUAUUAAUAUAUUAAAGGGUGUUGAUAAAACAAAUAUGGACCUUUUAAAAACACCGUCAGUGCAAUCGCUACUGGAUUCUGAUUUAGAAUCAGUUGAAAGUUUACAUUGUUUAGAUAUAGAAGAGUUGGAUGAAGUUGAGUAUGCGUUACCAGCUAGUGAAGCACCUACAUUAGCGGAAGUGUUAUCGACGACGGAGGAGGUAAAUGAUAAGGAAACAUCUCUAACCACCAGUGAACCCUCAACCUGUUCACCACUACAAGUCGACUUCCUACAAGCAAUAUCACAGCAACUGAUACAGGCACAAGAAAGAUCAUGGGCUGGCGCUGCUACAGCACUCAGCGUGGGAACAGAUGGAAAAUUAACUGUCGGGACCGCACACGGGCACCUUCUAUCAUUCUCGGAUCAAAUUCUUAGAUGGGUGUGUGAUGUAAAUACUGACAGAGGUGCGGUGUCGUGUUUAGCUUAUAAUAAAGAUUCCACAAGGCUACUAGCAGGAUAUGCAAGAGGUCUUAUCUGCCAGUUCGAGAGUGUGAAGGGGACAAUUUUGCGACGAGUUACACUUGGGGGUGACCUGUGGGGUACCUUGCGGGUGACAUGGGCAGGCACGUCCGGUCUCGCGCUCGACACCGGUGGCUCAGUGUGGCUGAUAAAGUUUUCACGGCCGCUGGGAGUACGCUCCGCUCGAACCUCAUGUCUGUUCUCUGGCGCUCGAGGCGAGGUGGUCGCUAUGGCCGCUCGCGAUGCUCGUAUUCUGGCCCUGGCGACACUUUCACGAGUGAUUGUAGUGGCCGGGGGCAGAGCUGCUGGCAUGCGACUCAACGGUCCGCCGGACACUCUUCCCGUCUUAGAGUGGGCGGAAACUGACGACCGGAUGUUAGUGUGCGCGCGUGCUUUAACACUACACUGGCUGUCAUUAAAUAUAACUGGUUCUUCAAUAUCACUCAGACCUGUGCAAAGAGUUGAACUGAAAUACACCCCACUGUGGUUGGGCUGGCUCGGCGGAAAUCUUGCUAUCUUUGAUGCUGAUGAAAAUUUACGGCUAUGGGGAGAUGAUUACGACAAACCUCUAGACCUCUCACAUAUAGAACUUGUUUACGCAUCUGCUUUUUUUAAGGGACACUGGACAGAUGGCCGAGUUUCAAGAGCUAUGUGCACCGCUGGCGUAAGCGCUUUGGGCGGUGCCUGUGUCAUUGAUGGGGUCCUAUACUUUCUUGGUCGGCGAGGAAUAGUUCGUGUGAAACCAAGGGAUGUACUCACUAGAGCCCAAGCCCUUUUGUCGUAUGGGCGACAUCUACAAGCCUUAAAGUUGCUAUGCUCGACGGAAGGGGUCGAUUCGACAGACCUUGCAAAACAGUUCGUACUAAAUAUAUCAGAAAGGCCGCAUGUGCUUAACAAUAAACAAGUAGCGGACCAAACUGUCAUGAUGUGCUUAAAAUUUAAUCUUAGAGAUGAAUUAUGGGGUAUUUUAUGGGAUCAGUGUUCGAAUGAAAAAGCUUUCGUCGAGGCCCUAGGCGAUGCCGCAGUUCGCGGGGAGCUGGACAGCGCUCUUCCUUCGCCAGAUUUAACGCAGGCGUUGAUUGAGCGCUUGGCGGAUUUCGAGCCGUCUUUGGUAGAAAGAGUUCUCGCGUCACUUCCUCUGACAGCCAUCGAUCCGCAUCGCGCGAGUGUCUUCACGAGGGAGAAGGGCUUGUGGCGAGGGGUCGGCGCCAUCGCUGCCGCGCUAGGUGGGAGCGCGGGCGCCAUGCAGGAGCUGUCGGCGCACACGCGGGCGCGCUGCGGCGCGGAGCGGCCCGGCGCCUGCUCCUGCGCCGGCGCCGCGCUCGUGCUGGCCGCCGCCGACGCGCUGGCGGGCCGCGCCGCCGCCGGCCGCCCGCUGCCCGACCACGCGCAGCCCUCCGCGCGGCACGACGCGUUGCGCGCAUUGCUUGCAAUACCGCAGGGCGAGGCGGAGGCGCGGUCGCCGCUGCGCGUGCUGGUGCAGCACGAGGCGGGCGCGGCGGUGCGCCUGCUGGAGCAGAGCGCGCGCGAGGCGCCGUUCGUGGGGCCGCUCGGGAAGCAGAACCGGCUGCGCGUCGCACGAGCUCUGCUGGCCUUCGCUCGAGACUUACCCGACGCUUCAGACCGUACCGAAAUCCUGGAAUUCCUUUCGGGGCAAAUAAACAUGGGAUCAUUACCUCCUGACCAAGAAGUCAUUAAGGAUCUACAAGACCUCGCUGCUAGAACUCCAGGCGAACGCGCCGAUCGCGCGUGGGUCUCUCUACUAACACAUACUAAAACCCAACUUAAUAUACAAAGCAUUUCGACUGAACUCACACAUCGCCCACGUGUCACUUGGCGAAUAAAUGCUAUGCGUAACCAACACGAUGAUACUAUAAAAGAUUUUUUUAAAAUAGAUUCACCAUCAAAUAAGGAUUUUGAUGAAUUUUUUGAAUACCUCAGACCGCGUAUUGAGGCUUCCGACGACCCGACUAGUUACAUCCAACCACAUCUCUCAAAACUCAUUGAACUUCGCCCGAAGGCGAUGGCAAUCUUGUUAGGCCAAAACAUCUCUAAUUUAUUUGCUUCAAUAUUGACUUCAUUGGCAAACCAGUCUGCUAUAGAAUUUGGUGACACAUUAAGAGAAAUGGGUAAACUACGUGGUGACACAGCAUCAGCGCACUUGCGAAAUUUAUGUACUUUAAAUCCGAGCCAAGUCCGCAGUUUUCUCUUGGAGAACCCCGGAAUCCUGCGUCCAGAAGAUGCUCUAGCUAUCGUUCGUGAGAACGGCCCUCAAGACGCUGUACCUAUUUGUCUCGAAGCCGCUGGUGACGCGAGUGAAGCGCUGGACGCUCUUUUACGACUAGCUGCUUCCAGCGACCAAGACGCCGCUGCGCGAUACAAGGUCGAGGCUGGCGAGUUGUGUGCACGCGUGUCCCCCACCGUGCCUCCGAAUGUCGCCGCUGAUAUGUGGACUAGACUAUUUCGGAGCGCUGGAGGCGCACCACCUGCGUUGCUUUUAGAAGCAAUCACAUACUUGCCCGUCGACGAAACACUCGGAAGGACCUGCGAAACACCAGAAGUGGCUCUGGCAAUCUUGGCGUGCGCGGUAAGCAGGCACAGAGGAUGGAAAUGUGCAGCCAGGAUUGCCGGUCGCGAGGCACACGAGGCCCUCGCUCGCGCGCUCGUGGCAGCGGGCAGAGGCGUCGCGGUGCGAGGCCGCUGCGUGCGGUGCGACGGGGCGCUGGCGCACAAGGCGCCCGUGCUGACGACGCACUGCGCACGCGCGGUGCACGCGGAGUGCGGGCGCGAGGUGCGGUGCGCGCGCUGCGGGCAGCGCACGCCGGAAGCGACGGCGGCGCUCCCGCGCGCGCCGCGCUGCGCCUCGCCCGCACAUGCCACUCCACCGCAAGACUUCGCGCUUGUACUUGCUGCGCCACCAAUACCUGACCUUGAAGGAAAUGUAUAAUUGUAUAUUAUGCCCACUAAUACGUCCGGAUGAUAUUUGAAUAAAUUGUUUUGGACAUCAAUUAUUUUUGCACUUAAAACCAUAGAUAUAUUUACUCGUCCAUUUGUAUUAAAAAAGCUAUGUGUCAUCAGUCCAAGUGAUAGAUAAAGCACGUCAACUGCGCUGCAGUCGCGCGCGGGUUUUUGUUUUAUAUAGAUUUUUACCUUGCAGCAAAGAAAAGCAGCUACCUUAACUGCUAUAGCUCUUCUCUAAAUAAAGAAUUGCCAAACAGGAAUAAUCUCGGGCAAAAAGUAGCAAGUUGUCCAAUGUAUGAUGACGUGGACUGAAUAAGACUGACAAGAUUAAAAGAACGAAUGGUUAAGUGGUACUUAGCUUACAAUAGAAAAACUAGACACCUACUACCAUAUUACGACUUGUUUGUGACUGUUGAGUUAAUAUUUCUUUUCAUAUUUCAUAUAUUUCGUUUAGUAUUGUAAUUUGUCAUCUAACAUAGUGUACAUUUAAUUAUUGUUCUUUAAUUUUAUCAAAUAAAUUUUAGUCAUAUAAAUUCU